This is a messenger RNA of Didymella exigua CBS 183.55, 1413 nucleotides long. Its product is annotated as glycosyltransferase family 31 protein. Gene Ontology annotation, molecular function: glycosyltransferase activity. Gene Ontology annotation, cellular component: membrane. The transcript is spliced from 2 exons. Bases 1 to 1413 code for a protein of 470 amino acids. NCBI's taxonomy places the organism in Eukaryota, Fungi, Ascomycota, Dothideomycetes, Pleosporales, Didymellaceae. The record is from RefSeq and is a predicted model, not a curated record.
AUGGCGGGCCGCACCUUCCUUUGCCGGCUAGUCCUCUAUGUCGUCUUUUCGAUCACCGCAAUCAGCCUAUUCACCAGAUCCGGAUCGCCUUCCUUUUUCUACCGGUACUCGAACUCUGCCGCUCUACAGCAAGAGGAUAUUUUCUGUCCGCAAUCUGAGCUUGCCGACGAUGUAUUGGUCGUCUUACGCACAGGCGCCACCGAGUCUCGCGAAAAGCUGCCCGUGCACCUAAGGACCACUCUCCGAUGCGUGCCCCACUUUGCCCUAUUCUCUGAUCUGGAUGAGCAGAUUGAAGGGCAUGAGGUACAUGAUGUCCUGGGAGGCGUCAGUGACCAGACGCGCCAAGAGCACGAGGACUUCAAAUUCUAUGACCAGCUGCACAAGCACGGGAAACGAGGCUCGCAAAACCAGCAGGUCUUUACAGCACAGUCGGGGUCGUUCAAGGGCGAUUACCUUCAGACAGAAAACAGCGGAUGGAAGCUGGAUAAAUGGAAGUUCUUGCCAAUGAUCGACCAGGCAUACGCGAAGAAGCCUGAUGCCAAGUGGUUUGUCUUCAUCGAGGCGGAUACUUACCUGGGCUGGAACAACCUGCUCGAGUACCUUGCUGGCUUCGACGACACGAAGUCAUACUACAUCGGGAAGCACCUCUACAUCAAAGACGUUGAGUUCGGUUAUGGCGGCGCAGGCUUCGUCCUCUCUAACCCCGCCAUGCGCAAGGUAUCAGAGCAGCGCUUGAACAACCUAUACCACUACGAGGAGUUCACCAAGUCGCACUGGGUUGGCGACUGCGCACUGGGAAAGGUAUUAGAGGAUGUAAAGGUGCCACUGCAUCGUGCCUUUCCGCACUUCCAGAGCGACUCACCCGCGACCCUCGACCCCGCCGUCUUGAAGAUCGAUCGCGAUCUCUGGUGCUACCCCACCAUUACCUACCAUCACGUCUCGCCGACUGAGAUAGAUGAGCUUUGGCAAUUUGAACAGAGCUGGUACAAGGAACACAACAACGUUGUCCUGAGACAUCGUGACGUGUUCCUCUCACACGUCCGAUCUAAAAUCGGCGCAUCGGUGGCAUAUUGGGACAAUAUGUCCGUUGAUGCGGAAUACAACGCUCAUGACCACUCCUCAUCGCACAAGAAAGAGGAGCGAGAGGCGUGGAAGUCGUUCGCGCAUUGCCGUGCGCUCUGCGAAAGCCAGACCAAGUGCAUACAGUUCUCCUUUGACUCGGGGAGCUGCUCGAUCUCUAACUCGUUCCGACUGGGCUACGCAAAGCCAAAUGAGAAAGUAAAGAGUGGGUGGAUGACAGACAGAGUCAACGACCACUUUAGGUCGCUCGAUGACAGGUGCGGAAUAAGAGACUGGUUCACACCCGCGAACGAGGGGGAUGCCCCAUGCUCUCAUAAUACUAGGCCACGGUAG